This is a messenger RNA of Caenorhabditis remanei, 585 nucleotides long. RefSeq lists its product as uncharacterized. Bases 1 to 585 code for a protein of 194 amino acids. The record is from RefSeq and is a predicted model, not a curated record. Lineage: Eukaryota; Metazoa; Nematoda; Chromadorea; Rhabditida; Rhabditidae. The transcript is spliced from 4 exons.
AUGUCAAUCAACGGCACCCUUUACCCAAAUGGAACCGACUCAACGGAUAGUAUUUGGCAGACUAAAACUCCUUUUAUUCUUACGGUUAUUACUCUUUCAUGUCAGUUGUUUCUGUUCCCGUUUUAUGCAUUCAUUUUUAUCAAGAAUGGAAAGAAAGAGAAACAUCAUCUCCACGAGAUAAUUUCGAUUGUUCUUAUUCUCUCUGCUCUUUUAUACAUACCAAUGUUCAUUAGUGUAAGAAAACAGAGCAGUUUGAUGUCAGCACGAAUGAAUAAACCUCACAAGUUCAUUAUCUGGCAGACUAUUGCUGUCUGCAUCGGAAAAAUUUUCUUUCUCUUUCCAAUUUACUUGCAUUAUGGUGGUAAUCUUCCUGAGCACGAUUAUCAAGUUCUCCUCACUGACAUCGAUUUAAUGUUGAUCCCACUAAUUAUUCAAGUUGUAUAUUUGGGAAGUACCAAGCAAAACUUGGAUUCGUUAAAUCUGAAUAUCAGAAAUUUAUUCAGAAGUAAGAUUAACCAAGUGCAACCAUAUUUCAUAAGAGAUGCGGUAUCGUCUACUCAAGCAGCACCGGCACCGGCUAUUUAA